Thrips palmi is the source of this 5471-nucleotide messenger RNA. RefSeq names its product WD repeat-containing protein 7 (gene Rbcn-3B). Gene Ontology annotation, cellular component: cytoplasm. Gene Ontology annotation, molecular function: protein binding. The record is from RefSeq and is a predicted model, not a curated record. NCBI's taxonomy places the organism in Eukaryota, Metazoa, Arthropoda, Insecta, Thysanoptera, Thripidae. Bases 185 to 4786 code for a protein of 1533 amino acids. The transcript is spliced from 28 exons.
GCGCGUACUGUGGCGUCGCGGGCCGUCUAUUAAUAUUCGGAUUGGAGACGCGGCGCGAGUGUCUAGAGCGUCGCUAGAUAGAUGGACCCUGUCUGACGGCCGCGUCCCGCAGAGCCCAGCGAGCCGCGCAGCACCAAGCCGAGCCGCAAGCCAGCGAGUGCCGUGUUUCUGUCGAGACGAGAUAAUGGUGAUAGUGGACGACGUGGGCGCGGCGGUCGCGGCAGACGCGACGGUGCAGCCUGAAUUAAAAAUGUCAGCUGGAACAAAUUUGGUCGUACCUGUCGUUCUUUGGGGGAAGUCUGCUCCGACUCAUUGCAUAUCAUGCAUUUUCUUGUCACGAGAUCAGCGCUCCCUUGUUACUGGUUGUUAUGAUGGGCAAAUAUGUCUGUGGCAGGUUGAUCCAGACACACUUCAGAUGACUCCUAGGUGCCUUCUUGUCGGCCAUACAGCACCUAUUCUUUGUUUGGCUCGGGCAUCAGUUGUUUCUGACAAUAAUUACAUUGUGAGCUCAUCUGAGAGUGGAGAGAUGUGCACAUGGGAUCUUGUUGAUGGAAAAUGUAGAGAGGUUGUCAAAUUGCCAUAUGUUCACACAAAUAUGCAGGCAUAUCACAUGUGUGGCAGUGAUGACAUCCGACUUUUUUGCAAUGGUUACUAUUCAGAAGUUUUAAUCAUGGACCCUUUUAGUUUAGAGGUACUAUUUACUCUUUCAAGCAGAAUGUCACCUGACUGGAUCAGCGCAUUACAUGUACUCCGUCCUGCCAAGAGGAAAGAUGAUGUUAUUUUGGGACUAACAACCACGGGUAUGGUUAAAGUUUGGACACUUCAAGGCAAUGAAUCAAAAGCGACUGAGCCACAUUAUGAGCAUGAGAGCAAGCAAAUACGAUGUUUGAAUGCCUUGUGCAUGAGCUGUUGUGGGGGUAAUCAGCGAACUGUUGUUAUUGUUUGCGCCAAAUACUGGCAGAUUUAUGAUGCUGGAGACUUCUCAAUCCUGUGUAGUGUUCAAGCCCCAAGAUCAGAGCGCUGGAUAAGCGCAGAUUUUCUUUCCACUGACCGUGUGAUUGCAUGGAGUGAUGAAGGAAAGGGAUAUAUGUACAAGCUUCCUGCAAACUGCGUUGCUGACAACAAGGAAUUCCACUCACCUGCUUCCGAAAGUGAUUCUCCAUUUCUGUACUGUGUUUUGGCAGUGCCAAAUGAUAAGCCUAUGUCUUGCCCUCCUGCUAUGCGUUAUCAUGAGGUUAACAGAAGUGGAAAGGUUCACAAAUACCUAUUAAGAGGUGACUCAGAUGGAGCUGUUGUUGUUUGGAGUAUUCCUGAAGUUACCAAUAGCCAGCUUGCCCAAAUCAAACAGGAAGAGUUUGAUAAACCUCCAGGGAUGCCUCCAACAGUGUCCACAAGCUUGACCAAAGCAUGGGCAGCCAUGCAGCCUUCACCUGUUGGAAUUUUAGAUCAAUUGGAAAGGGGUGGAGCUACUCGUGUUCCACUAACAGCAAGCAUGUACCUUCCUCAGCAAAGUCGCCUUGUUGUGGGUCGGGAAGAUGGAUCUAUUAUUAUUGUGCCAGCCACACAAACAGUCAUGUUACAUCUGUUGCAUGGAAACCACCAGCAGUACGAUGAUUGGCCUCCGCACCAAAGACUAAUUGGCCAUGUGGGCAGGGUGAAUUGUUUGCUGUACCCUCACCUAGUCCAUCCUCGCUAUGAGCGUGCCCACCUUGUGUCUGGGGGUGUUGACUUUGCAGUUUGCCUCUGGGACUUGUACAGUGGUACUUUGCUUCAUAGAUUUUGUGUUCAUGCUGGAGAAAUCACUCAGCUCUUAGUCCCUCCUAAUAAUUGCAGUACACGAGUUCAAAAGUGCAUCUGCUCUGUGGCAAGUGAUCACUCAGUCACACUAUUGGGUUUGACUGAGCGGAAGUGUGUAGUUUUGGCAUCUCGUCAUCUUUUCCCAGUGGUUACAAUCAAGUGGAGACCCUUAGAUGAUUUUAUGAUUGUUGGUUGUUCAGAUGGCUCUGUUUAUGUUUGGCAAAUGGAGACAGGUCAUUUGGACCGAGUCCUUCAUGGCAUCAGUGCAGAGGAAGUCUUAUAUGCUUGCGAUGAAAACACAUCCACCGCAACAUCUGGAGACUCUGGCUUGGCCAACCCAGCUGUCCAUUUCUUCCGUGGUCUUCGUCACCGAAAUCUAUCUGCUAUCAGACAUGCUACUCAGCGUGGAAUCCACCAACUGCAGCAGCUUUCCCAUCAUAACCAACAGGAUGGUUCUCUUCAACAAAAAGGGCGUGCCAUGCCCCUCAUGAUUCAGGGUCUGCGAACAAAUCCCAAAGACCCUGAGAGUCACAUCUUGUGCUUUGACAUUGAAGCACUGAUUGUGGAGCUCCUUACUGAAGAGUAUGGGGCUAUGUCACCUGGGAGCCUUGAAGCCCAGGGGCUCAUCAACCAAUCAGAAUAUGAGAAGGUCUUUGCGCUUACUCAUUCUGCUUCCCCUGAUGCGGGCAAGAAGAUUGCGGACUUCUUUGGUCGUGUAAAGGACAAAGCAGGCGACCUGGAACGUACUUUGAAGGAGAAGGAUCGUCAUGGUAUCCUUGCAAAGAUGAAGGAGGGAGCAGAGACAAUGCAGACCAAGAUCCAAGCCAAAGCGGAGAGCGUCGGUCUGAGGGCAACGGACAAAGCCGGUGGCGCGGAGGAGCAGGCCAACAAGCCGCGCAACGUGGCCUUCCUGGAGACCAACAUCACCAUGGAGAUCGCGCAGCUGCUGCUGUCGCUGCUGCACGCGUGGGGCAUGGAGCCCGAGCUGGACCGCGUGUGCGAGACCAAGCUGGGGCUGCUGCGGCCCAUGGUGCCCGUGUCCUUCGGCGUCAUCUCCAAGGGCGGCUACAUGAGCCUGCUGCUCCCCACGUGGAAGCCCAAGAUCCCCGACGGCGUGGACGCGGUCACGAUGGCGGCGACCUCGUCGCCGACGCCUCCACCGCGGCCGCCGCCGCCGACCGGAGUGUCGCUCUCGGGUCACCAGCCGCCACAGCCGGCCGCCCCGCCCGCCGCCGCGCCCGUCGCGCGCAAGUCCAUCGAGUCGGAGCUGCCGAGGGAGAUGGUGCAGCUGGAGCGGCUGACGCGCCUCUUCACGGCGCGCACACACUGGGAGCUGUCGACCACGCUCACCACCAACCACCUGCUGGCCACGAUCUCGCUGUCCUACACGCUCAUGUCCAUGAACAACGCCACCUUCGUCACGGAGCAGGAGCGCAGCCGCAUCCUCCACCGGCAGAGCACGCGCACGGCCAUGACGCCGUGGAGCCGCGCCGAGGAGGAGACGGAGGAGCAGUUCACGGCGCAGCAGGCGCACAUCAAGCAGGGCUGGUCGCGGCUCGCCACGCUGCACUGCGUGCAGCUGCCCGACAAGGUGGCGGCGGCGGGCAGCCGCGUCUUCAAGCGGCCGCAGGUGGAGAUGAUGGCGCGGCGCUGGCAGCACCACUGCCUCGAGGUGCGGCAGGCGGCGCAGGCGCUGCUGCUGGCCGAGCUGGAGCGCCUCGGCCAGAAGGGCCGCAAGGCGCUGGUGGACAGCUGGGCGCCCUUCCUGCCGCUCUACAACGCGGCCGACCCGCCCAUGCACCCCGACACGCCCGACUACGCCGAGGAGGAGGAGGAGGGCGCCGAGGAGCUGUGCGUGCGCAAGCCGUCGAGCGCGGCCGAGCUGAAGCGCAAGCAGACGACGGCCGUGGUGCUGCUGGGCGUGAUCGGUGCCGAGUUCGGCCAGGACAUGGGGCAGGAGGCCGCCCCGCCCCGGCGCUCCAGCCAGGACGUGCGGCGCAAGAGCUCCGUCGUGGAGGCCUUCGCCCUGGGCAACAACAACCUGGCGCGGCUCACGAGCCUGGCGCUCACCCACCUGCUGCUGGCGCCGCCCUCGCCGCGGCUGCCGGCGCACACGGCGCUGCGCAGGGCCGCCGUGGACCUGAUCGGGCGCGGCUUCACGGUGUGGGAGCCCUACCUGGACGUGAGCAAGGUGCUGCUCGGGCUGCUGGAGCUGUGCUGCGACUCGGACCGCCUCGUGCCGAGCAUGACCUACGGGCUGCCGCUCACUCCGGCCGCGGACUCCAGCCGCACCGCCAGGCACGCCCUCACCCUGAUCGCCACGGCGCGGCCCGCCGCCUUCAUCACCACCAUGGCCAAGGAGGUCGCGAGGUACAACACGCUGCAGCAGAACGCCCAGACCCUCAACGUCAACCUCAGCAACUCUGUCCUGCACCGCGCCAAACCUGAGAUUUUGCAUGCUGUUGAGCAUUUAAUUGAUAAGAUGCCCUAUGAGAUGUCUGAUUUCCUCGUUGAGGUGAUGGACAUUGUCCUGCACUGUCUGGACCCAGGACACCUCAAGACUCGCAGCUUGCAGGACGUGUUCCCAGCCAUUCGGCGCUUCAAUCAGGUGUCGCAUUGCUCGCACACAAGACGCAUUGCUGUGGGAGCCAAAAGUGGCCAGAUAGCUCUUUAUGAACUGCGUUCGUCCAAAUGUCCAAUGAUUUCUGGUCAUAAUGCCCCCAUAACGGCCUGCGCCUUUUCACCUGAUGGCAAAUAUUUAGCUUCUUACAGUUGUGGGGAAAACCGGUUGUGUUUCUGGCAGCAAACAUCUACUGGAAUGUUUGGUCUUGGAAAUUCCCAAACUCGAUGCAUCAAAUCAUACAGCACCUCUCCUCUGGCAGAUAUCACUCGUCUGAACCCAAUGCGUCUUGCCAAACUAUCUUGGACAAAUAAUCGUACUGUAUCACUGAAGCUGGCUGAUAACUCAGAGACUCCUUUCAAUGUCUAGUCAUGUUUAGUCAUCAACUAUCACAAUGUAAUGGAUGGAAUUGAAAGUGUUGGCUAUUAAUUAUUUAUAAAACAAUGUUGUUAUUGAUUAUAUUCUGUAGGCUAAAACAGGUCAUGCACUGGUUGCCCAUCUUGCUUUUCAGUAUUUAUUAUCAAAAGACUAACCUUCUCAGGAGUGCUUCAUUGAAAGAGUAUUUAACCACUCCAUGUUUUUCAUAGAUCCUGAAAGUGGUGUAUUUUGGUUCCAUUAUCUGUUAUUAUUCAUUCCUCGCCUUGUUUCAUCUUUGUUGUAAAUAUGGAUUUGUUAAGUGGACAUAAUGAAUACUACACGGUCAUAAUGAUAUAGUAGUUAUUAAGUGGUUAUAGAGAGGUUCACUCUUUUUAAUCUAAAGCUAAAUUUUGCCAAUGCAGAAUUUAGGCCAUACCCAUUCCAUUUAGAAAGAUAAGGAGGGAUAGCAUAGUGCUUGUUGCAAAGACAUUUUUAAAAGUAUAUUCAGUCGUUAGAUGCUUUUAUCUUAACUGAAGAGGUGUUUAUUUUAUUCUGUGAGAUGAGAUGUCCUGUAGCCUAAUUAUGUGUAAUAUGCUGGAUUCUGUUGAUGCCUUUUGUUGCAGGGGAGAAAUCCUUUAUCCCCUGGUUGUUUGUGAUAAAUUAUAUUAUUAUUAUAAAUGUUUCAGAUUAUGUUUUA